This is a messenger RNA of Penaeus indicus, 3671 nucleotides long. RefSeq names its product zinc finger protein 652-A-like. The record is from RefSeq and is a predicted model, not a curated record. Lineage: Eukaryota; Metazoa; Arthropoda; Malacostraca; Decapoda; Penaeidae. The coding region runs from base 169 to 3429 and encodes 1086 amino acids. The transcript has 16 exons. Gene Ontology annotation, biological process: positive regulation of transcription by RNA polymerase II. Gene Ontology annotation, cellular component: nucleus.
GGUGUGUUGUGUUUUGUUUUUUUUAGUGACGAGUGAUCUGUGAAGAUUAAAUGAAUGAUAUUUUAUCUCCCGAACUGUGUAUUUACUGUCAUAUAGAGACAGACAUUCUUGCCAUUAUAUGAAGUUGUCAAUAAAUAUGAAUAUGGUACUUAGGAUGUGAAUACAAAGAUGGAAGAUGCUGACGAUUCGAGGUGGGCUCUGGUGAUUCGAGAUGAUGGAGAGGCAAGCGUUGUCCCUCUGUCCAAGGUGUCAGUGCUUCACCAAGAAGUGCCAGGAGGGGAGGAGAAGAACCCCACAGUCAUUGUCUUGCAAACAGAAGGCCAGGAAGAAGAGACUCAUGAGACUCCUACUGGACUGAACAUCACUGAGGAAAUUGUAGGCAGUUUAAGAACAAGCACCACAUCAAGGAGCAAUGCAGAAGAUAUUACAGCUUUCAUCAGUCUCUCUUCGGGGCAAGUUGAGGAAUCCGGUGACCGUCUGCAAGGGGCUGUGAUCACCAUUGCAGAGACAGUGGAGCAGGAGUCAACUGAAGAAGUAAACACCAUAGAGAAUAUUGAGAUUGAUGUCUUGGCUGCUAGUGAUGAGAAUGCAGAUGUGCAGAAGUCCAUAUUAUCAGAAAAUGGGAAGGAUGAACCAAUCCAUGUUGUGAAAUCUCACUCAGAAGGAUCCAGACCUGUAGCCAAGAAGACAUCUUUAAGGAGCCAACCUUCAAGCAGUGCUAAGAAUGUUAUUGUUAGAUCUCUAUCUGAAAGGGCCAAAAAUGACAAGAGGAGAGGAGAAAAGGCAAAAGAGCUACCCUUUUUAGGAGAGGGAAAUGUGCCAGUAAAUACCACUGAGGCUGAAGACAAGGAAUAUAUGCAAGAAUGUGACAAACAGAAGAAAGAGGAUUAUAUGCUGAGUUUGACAGCAUGGACUAAAAGAUUGCCUGCUUUAGGAAAUGGUGUUUUGGAGCCUUUUAAGAAAGUGGAAGCCACUUUACACAAGGACCUAAGUGCAGAAUUAGGUAUUGAGACAGACAAAGGCAUUUUCUUCAGUCUCCACCAGCAAGGAGUAGCAAAGGGUGUGAGGGUGGUAGAGACCGGGCCUGAACAAAUUGUCGUGUCUGGAUCUCUGGUUGAGCUCUUGGCAUCUAGAGAUAUGAUUUUAUCAGAAAUAGAUAAGAUCAAAGGCACCUGUUCCUUUUCUACUUCAGUACCUUCGAACACAAGUAAAACAUGUGAGGUUGGUGUUAUGUGUGAAUUGAUACCCUCACCCCCUUCAGCUCGUUAUGCCUCUUCUGUGGGUUUAGAUAGAUCUGCACGACGUUAUCAUUCCGUCCUUUCCCGCCCAAUAUCUCCAGAGCCCCGCCCACAGCGUAAACGAUCUCGUAGACAGUUAUCUUUAGAAUCAAAAUUGAAAAACACAGAGAAGCAGGAAGAUGUCUCUCGGAGAAGGCCAGAUAGAAGCCAAAGCCGGCGGUCAGAGAGUCAAACACUAAGAACUUUGAAAAUAAAACUUGAAAAAGAUCAUGAGGAAAAACAAACAGAGGAACACUACCUUGUGCCUAAAGAAAGUAAUCACAAUGUUGAAAUUCUUCUUGGAGACUUAAAGAUGGAACCAGAGUGUGAUGAAACAAUAAUUGUGAGUAGUAUAAGUAAUUCUGAACUUGGAGAGGAGUCUCAUGAAGCUGAAGAAAGCAUCAGUAAACCCAGUUCACUUAUAAUGCAUAAAGAUUGUGAUGGUUAUGCUCUGCCUUUAGUUAAUAAGGACAUCAGUGUGAAAAAUGUUGAGGGAAGAGGACAAGAGUUGAGGAGACGUUUAGAAGUGGAGUCAAGCAACAAGGAAAACAUCAAAAUGGACAAUUCUCAGUUCCUGUACAAGCCUAAAGAACAGGUGGAUGAUGAAGAGGAUUUAGAUAUGGAAGUAGAAGACCACAAAAUCAUUUGUGAACCAGAAAUCAAUAUGUCUGAAGACCAGGAUGAGGACCUAACCAAAGGCCAUUCAGCAGAGGAGGUUAAGUUCAAGUUCUCGUGCCAGAUCUGUUCAUAUAAGAGCAUGAGAGAGAACCACUUUGUUAAGCACAUGAAACUUCAUGACAAGGGUAUUGCAUUGUAUAGAUGUAAUGAAUGCUCUUUUGUGUCCAUUCGGGCAAGUCAUCUCCGUCGGCACAAGAUGUCUCAUGCACAGCAAGUCCUCAAUUGCCACCUUUGCAGUUACACUUGUGAUGAACAAAAAUUGUUAGCCAAGCAUGUCCGAGUAAAGCACCAGACUCCCAAACCAAAACAGAUUACCAGUGAUGUUGAGCCACAAGCAUUAUUUGAAUGUCAGGAGUGUGAGUAUAAGACAAGCUGGCAUUAUGCAUACCAGAGGCACCGACGCACACACUCUGCUUCCAAGGUGGUCCGGAUUCAUACCUGUCCACAAUGCCCUUACAAGACUAUGCGUCGAGAACACUUCUUGAGGCAUAUAAAAAAUGUCCAUCAGAAUCACAGGCCAUUUCUUUGUGACAUAUGUGGGAAGGCCUUCAAGAGACAAGAUGCUCUCAAGCAGCAUCAUGUCACUCAUUACCAGAGUAUGGGUGGUGGGAGCAGUGGGCAAAUAGGACCCUAUGGUUUCGUCUGUCAUAUCUGUCAGAAAGUUUGCAGAUCCGCAGCUUAUCUCAAGGAACACAUGGCUACUCACUCUGAAGAGAGGUCUUUCCUAUGUGAGGUGUGUGGGGCCUCCUUUAAGACACGAUCUGUCCAACGCAAUCACGUCCAGACCAUACAUCGUAGACCUCGGUCAUUCACCUGCCCAUCUUGUGAGAAGAAAUUUAAUACCAAGUAUGCCUUACGUCGUCACAUGAAACAGCAUGACACAAGCCUGGAGGAUGCGGAAGUUUUGACCAGUGUGAAUAGUGAGUUGAGACUUUGUGACCUACAGCCAAGAGGCUCAUACGCCAGUGCUAGAGAGAGGACCCACGCGGCGCCCGCCUCCCUCCUGCCCUCCCCCGCCAAUCCCCCACAUGCAGCGUCCCCCUCCAGGACCCUGCUCCCUCCGCCAGCCGCCCCUCCGUCUGCGUCCGCCUACCACAUCACCAUCGACGGGCAGCCGGCCUUUAUCGUGCCCCACUUGGACGGACAGCACGCAGCCGUGGCCGAGGGAGGCUCCGCGCUCAUGGAAGAGAACAACGGUGUGAUCGUGGGCGGAGACAGCCCUGGUGGCUCGGGCCUUCGACGGCUGGCGGGCCAGGGCACAGCUGGCACGGCUAUUUCUGUCCCCGUCGUGCCAACUACAGUCCACAUUGUCAAUCAGGACCCCCUGUCCUCGGCGUCCGGAGACCUGAUCCUCUCGUCCGAGCAGUACCAAGCAAACCAGGCAGCCUCAGUUGUCACCUCGGAGCCUCCUACGUAUGUGGCGCCGGAUCACCCAGGCUCGAGCCUUCUCUACUUGACAGGGAAUUUCAGUUAGAUCUAAACCAGUGGGAGUGCUGGUGUUCUCAUGUGUAAAUUUUGUUCAAUAACAUUAAACCGGUUUGAGUUCGGAUCUUGAUCUCAAUAUAUUUUCUUCACAAUUUUCUGCUGAAAUUGAUGCCAAUUUAAAUGCAACUGUGUGUGUAUCAGCAAUAUCACAUUUCGAGGAAGUUGACACCCCUCGUCUCUACCAACCUGCCAGUCAAAUUAAGAUACAUUAAAGAAAAUUAAUACAGGAAA